GGCCGAUUUCAAAUAAUUCUAACUUGCUGAAGAGUGCACCGAAUUAAUUAGGAUUCUUCUAAGAUACAAUGGCUGGGCGAGGUAAAUUAAUAGCUGUUAUAGGCGACGAAGAUACGUGCACCGGGUUUCUUCUCGGAGGGAUUGGAGAGCUGAAUAAGAAUCGUAAACCCAAUUUCUUGGUGGUUGAGAAGGACACCAGCAUCACAGAGAUAGAAGAGACCUUCAAGAGUUUCCUCGCUCGCAACGACAUCGGAAUCAUCCUGAUUAAUCAGUUCAUUGCAGAAAUGAUUCGUCAUGCAAUAGACGCCCACAUGCAGUCCAUUCCUGCUGUGCUGGAGAUCCCUUCUAAAGAGCAUCCAUAUGAUGCCUCCAAGGAUUCAAUCCUACGUAGGGCCAAGGGCAUGUUCUCUGCAGAGGACUUCCGAUAAAUCUCCACCGUGCUGGAUUACUGCUUUGGUUAGGCAAGUGAUGGCAGAGUGGGAACCUUUUUUCAGCUUAAUUGUUCAUGUGGUAUGUAAAAUUGGGUACUAGAUGGAGAGUAGCUGGUGCUUUGUUCCUUCAUAACUUAUACCAGACCCCUCUCAUCUGUCCCACCUUAUCUUCUAUCACUUAACUUGACCAGAUUCCAAAAAGGUUUACCACUGUUGAUAAUCUGUAUUGAACUGUCUUUAGCAAUCGUUUUGUUGUUUGUUGUGCAGAGUGAUGUCUGAUUAAAGUAAUUUCUUAUUACCAAAAUAAAUAUAAUGUUUCUGUGAUUCAUUUAAUUGUGAAUUGCUAUCAAUAAUCGUUAUUCAAAUGCUAGAAUAAUAUUUAUAGAAUUGGAUGUUUACGUUUGAAUUAUAAAUAUGUGUGCUUGGUUUGUAUUGAAACACUGAGUUAAAUAUCUUUUAUGUUGCCAUUGCAUUGUUCAAAUGGGGCUUUUUUGUUCACUUGUUCUGUGGUUUUAAUCUGUUUGUGGAUUUGAAACACAGGAGAGGUCCACUUCAUAUAUACUAUUUCCUGUGUUGCCUCGUCUCAGUCAAAAUAAGUGUAAUCAUUAACAUGGAGGGAAGCCACAGAAUAAUGUAUGUGUGUGGACUUUUGUUCAGCAUUUCAAGAAGACCUCAUGUCACAGUGAAUUGUAUUUAGACCGAAUGUGUUAAAUUAUAAAUG
This is a messenger RNA of Chanos chanos (milkfish), 1152 nucleotides long. RefSeq names its product ATPase H+ transporting V1 subunit F (gene atp6v1f). NCBI's taxonomy places the organism in Eukaryota, Metazoa, Chordata, Actinopteri, Gonorynchiformes, Chanidae. The transcript is spliced from 2 exons. The record is from RefSeq and is a predicted model, not a curated record. Bases 69 to 428 code for a protein of 119 amino acids. Gene Ontology annotation, biological process: proton transmembrane transport. Gene Ontology annotation, molecular function: proton-transporting ATPase activity, rotational mechanism. Gene Ontology annotation, cellular component: proton-transporting V-type ATPase, V1 domain; membrane.